UUUCAACGAAACCGUAAGAACCGAUCACUGCCACCAUCACCACCAACCGCCUCCAUCGCCUCCCAUCAAAACUCAAAUUACACACUCUCAGGGAACCCAGAAGAAAACCCGUCUUCAAUGGCCACCAGUAAGAGCUACUUUGCUCGACAAAACUACCGAUUUCUGUCUGGCGACGAGGCCCUGCACGCGCCACUCACGCCCGACUCCGCAUUUGAACUCGACGAGUCUGACAUUUAUAACAAUUCAGUCACAACUCGUUCCAACUCGACCGAGUUUCUCAAAUCUCUACCGAGUUCCAGACUCACCAAGAAGUCCACAGCAACAGCAGCGGCGUUGAACAGAUGCAGCGUCCCUGGAGACAGAGUCGUCGGGACUCCAUCGUCACUUCCGGUUAACAUACCGGACUGGUCGAAGAUAUUGAAAGAUGAGUACAGGGAGAGUCGUCGUGGAAGAGAUAUGGACGACGACGAUGAUGACGUCGACGGAGAGGAUUAUUUCCACGGAGGAGCGAGGGUUCCGCCGCACGAGUUUUUGGCGAGGACGAGGAUCGCAUCGUUCUCGGUGCAUGAAGGGGUAGGGAGGACUUUGAAAGGGAGGGAUCUGAGCAGGGUUAGAAAUGCAAUUUGGGAGAAAACUGGGUUUCAAGAUUAAAAAAAAAACAUCCACAAAUGAAGGGUUUUUUGUUUCCUUCCUUAUUUUAGAAAUAUCGGAAAAAUAACAGAAUUUAUAGAGAGAAAUUCAUCAGCACAGAUUUUCUAGAGAAAGUGACAGAUGGGUUUUUUAACUUUUUUUUUAUUUUAAGAUUAAAGAACUUUUAUGCGUGUGAUAUGAUGUUAGUGUAGAGAUUGUAUGAGAAAUUUGCGUAGAAAAUCUCACUGUUAUUAUUAUUGUUUUAUCAAUAAAAUUGUAGAGAUUUUAUCAAUGAACUAAAUGAAGAUUAUUCAUUAA
Molecule: messenger RNA, 948 nt
Organism: Hevea brasiliensis (rubber tree)
Lineage: Eukaryota; Viridiplantae; Streptophyta; Magnoliopsida; Malpighiales; Euphorbiaceae
Product: protein S40-4
Exons: 1
Coding region: 118-651 (177 amino acids)
Source: RefSeq, a predicted model, not a curated record